AUGCUUCGAUCCAUGCCGUACCGACAAGUCGCGGCCGAGCUCUCUGUUCCAAGCCGAACUGUGCGCAACUGGCAGCGUGUGGAGGAUCAGCUCUUGGCCUACAAAGGGAACAAGAAAACGACGAACUUGCCUGGUGCUGGCCGCCCAACCAUACUGCCGCAGCCUGUCGGACUUCUGGCAUUCAUGGACGCUCGCCAGACCCAGGAAUGGGUCACGCAGUACAUGGAACGCCAAAAGACUGGCCGUGGAUACGACCACCUCCUCAAGCUGCUGCAGGAGUUCUACCAUCGAAACGGAUACACCCACCAGCAAGCCUGCCGAGCGAAGAAGGUCCUUUCGGACCUUGAGAGCACCCGCACCGAUCAAGUGAUGGGGUGCAUCGUGAUUCACAUGGGGGAAUGA
Messenger RNA from Aphanomyces astaci, 402 nucleotides. RefSeq lists its product as hypothetical. The transcript has 2 exons. Lineage: Eukaryota; Oomycota; Saprolegniomycetes; Saprolegniales; Verrucalvaceae. Bases 1 to 402 code for a protein of 133 amino acids. The record is from RefSeq and is a predicted model, not a curated record.